Molecule: messenger RNA, 2161 nt
Organism: Etheostoma cragini (Arkansas darter)
Lineage: Eukaryota; Metazoa; Chordata; Actinopteri; Perciformes; Percidae
Exons: 11
Coding region: 92-2161 (689 amino acids)
Molecular function (GO): calcium ion binding
Source: RefSeq, a predicted model, not a curated record
GCAGCAGUUUAACUAAAGCUGUGAGGAUUAAACUUGACUUUGUUGUUUCACGCAUUUAAAGUAGUUCAACAGACCAAGUUUUGGUGGUAAAAUGCCACGAAGGAACAUGUUGAGCUUUAGCGUGCUGCUCCUAUUUGGUGUGUUGUGGAAGCUCAGUGACACUCAGGUGCACAGAGAAGAAGCCAACCAGCCUCCAGAUGAGCCUGAAGAUGAACCCAGAGACGACGGCAGUGCCUUCUUCGCCCUGCGGAGCUGCCAGCAGCUUCUGCAGGGUGACGCCGGCGAGUUCUUCUCCCCGGAUUACCUGUGCUCCAACCCGCCGCUGUGGUGCAACUGGACCAUCCAGGUGGACCCGGCAAAGAGGAUCCAUCUCCAUUUGGAGGACUUGACCCCCUCCGACGCCUGCCACCUCAAAGAGGAUCAGGUCCACCUGGACGAGCCCGUCGGACAUUUAAAGGCUCACAAAGUCCUUCAGAAGUGCUGGCGGGAGGCCAAGUACACGUCCUUGUCAAACAUUGUGUAUGUAGUGCAGCUGAUCGGGGGCUGGCCCAGCUCGCCCUACAGGGGCUUUCACGGCCGCUACCAGGCCUUUGGACCCCCGGUGGUUUACAACCCGCAGCAGGGAUGGCCAUACAGGAAGUCAAAACCAUCUCCUGGAAUCCAGGACUUCAAUGAACUUGUUAACGGUGAACAGCAGGAGUCGGAGCAUUCGUCGCCGACUAGUUCUGAUCUUACGCAUGAUUAUUUUAGUCAAUCUUCAGACGGGGCGGAUCCUGGGGAGGCCGCAGACCCUGAGGUGGAUGAAAACCACCAUCCAGUCUUGGAGAACCGGUACACAGCUGUGCCAGCAUCCACACAGGGGACCUCUCGAUCGGGAAGAGGUGCCACUAAAACCCCUUCCCUCCAGUCUGACCCGACCGUCUCUCCUGCAUCUUCACAGCAGCCAGGCGGCGGUCAGAGACCAAGGGCAGCAGGCAGCCCAUCUGCUAAUGUGGAGAAAGCUUUGUCAGAUCCAGAAGAGGCUGCACGUCUAGAGGAAGCGAGGCUGUCUGAGAAGGAGGAGAGGCUGUCUGAGGAGGAGGAGAGGCUGCUGUCUGAGGAGGAAGAGAGGCUGUCUGAGGAGGAAAUGUCAAACCGGCUUCCUUCUUCCUCUAAAGAUGCAGAGACUGAGCCAACUCUUCCUCACCCCAACAUGGUGGAGCCGCUGUCGGACCACCGAGGACACUUCAACGUCAGAAAUCGCUCUGAAGUUCCACAUCUUCCCGGUGAUCGCCUGUUUGAGGUGACGGUCGAAGUGAAAUUCCUUCCGGGUGUGAAGGAGUCCUGGCACAACGUGUUCCUAUCGCUGCUGCGGUCGGUGAAACAGCUGAUCAGCAGGCAGCUGAAGUCUCUGCACACGCCGCUGUCCAUGAAUACUAAAAGAUUAAAAAGACUGAGUGCAGGGGGGCUGUACAUCAUCUGGCUGCAGAUUGGACGGGGGCCAGAGGGUCUGCAGGUCCACCGGGCCGUCCACUCCAACCUGCACGGCCUGGCUGCAACGGCCGUUGGCGCCAGACACUGGGACGCCGUCAUCUCCUCAGUGUCGAUUUCAGAUGUAAACGAGUGCGGGACCCAGAUGGUGCUGUGUGACAUCAACGCAGACUGUGUGAACCGGUUCGGUUCGUACUCGUGCCACUGCAGACCGGGCUUCCGGGACGAGUCCCGCCUGGGGUCGGGAGGGACCGCCUGUGUUGAUGAGACGGCUGCAGGUUGCAGCUCGGCCCAGUCGCCCGAGGCGAAGGGCGUCUACGUCCUCUUCUUCCUGCUCAGCUCGCUCAUCCUGCUGCUGCUGGCGGCGGCCGGGCUGCUGUACCACCGCCACCGCCACGGGGCCUUCCCGGUCGAUUGCCACGGCAGCAUCGUUCCUCCGGGCCCCAACAACAACAACAACAACAACCACCACCACCAUCACCGCAACCACCGGCAUCAACAUGACGACGACUCCUACUCCGGCCCCCCGGACUCUGACCUGCCCCCGCCCCCUCCGCCCGUCCGGAGCUUCAGGGAGGGGUGGCCCCCGGCGAAGGAGCGCCCCCCCACCCUGGACCUGCAGCUGCUGCGCUUCAGCCAGCUGCUGCUGCCCGACGCCUACGCGGAGCCGCAAGAAGGCGGGAAGAAGUGA